CUUUACAAAUUACAAUCAAGAAUCAAUCAGUUUCAGAGUGCAAUUUAUUUCAAUAAUUUAAUUGAUUUGUACAUCGAAACGUGAUCGAAGCUAUACAUUCAUUAACAAAUGAAGACAAUUAGAAGUAAUCGUGUGGCAGUAAUUGAAUAACAUGGUUAAUGUAAUUAUUUCAAGAAUUCCGCAAGAAUUGGAAAAAUCACGACGCGGCGCCGGGAUGUCGAUCGAUCUGUAAAAUGUUAAGUUUCAAAUCUCAUGUCAAUAGCCCCAAUUCACCAGUCAUGGGAAGCAGUGUCUUUUGUUAGGUUCAUACACUUUUUAAAGAAAGCAAUCCUAAGAUGCAAGAAGGAAUUCCACGUCAACUAUUACAAUCCUGAGGAAGAAGGUUUUAUGGUGAUGUCCUUCAGUACAACAUGGGAGAAAGCUCGAAAAGUCAGAAAAACAUUAAACGGCUUUGUGUACAUUCAUAAACAUAACCAGUAUCCUCUUGCUUGUUGGUUGGAGAAUUUGGACGAAGAUGUCAUUGAAAUUAAGCCUCCUAAGCAUUAUACACCAAUUGUACCAGUUUACAGCAGCAAAAAAGGCAACGAAAAUCAAUAUGCACCCCAAAAUCAACAUGAUGACAACAGAGAAGAUAACAAGGAACAUUAUGAGCCAGCUCCAAAAAACGCUCAUUAUUCUGGAAGUCCAGUACAGACCAGGUCUAGGUCGCGAUCACGUGGCCCUGAUCAUUCCAGUGACCUCAAUGCUUUAGAGACGGAGUUGGUUAGACAGCAGAGGAUCAAGAUGGAGGAAGAGACCAAGUUGUUUGCUUUGGAGAAGAAAAAGUUGGAGUACCUCAAGCAACUUGGACCGAAUGAUUACGAGAAAUUCAAAAAAUUUGAAGAAGUAUACAGACGCGACGACCCGCGAGAGAUUUCGGAAUUUCUUGAAUCAGGUCAAUCGACAGGUCAACCGGAACCCGUUCCUGCUCCAGAGAAACAAAAGUUGCCUUGUUACGUGGGGUGUUGCAGAACUGUUGUCUGUCAAAUGAGGGACCUGAUCGAUUCGCACAAAGACAUAGAUUCAUCGAACCGCCCUUUGUUGUACAACCUCCUGACUACUGCACUGAAAAAGCGUUUCACGAUUGCUAUGGAGGACAAGCCGAGAUUAUUAAAGAGUCGGUUUUACUUGGAGGUCUAUAGAGAAAAACAUCCCUUUCACACUGACGUUCAAUUGGUGGACGAACUCGUCAAUAAAAUCAAGACGAGUCGCUGGCCUUCGAACCCGCCGAGCAAUGAGACCUUGGAUGUUGCAGUUAAAUGCGACGAAAGUCCAUCUACAGGGGGCCAGAACCAAGCAGUGACCAAGGUUACCGAAGUGGCGAUUCGCUCGCCGGAGGAAGCAAUGCUGCGGCGGCAGAUCAAGAAGCUGUUCAAGAUCGCCAAGAGGUCAGGCCUGCCCGACGACUGGGCCGCCUACACUGAGGCCAAAACACAACUCAUUCCAUUUUUUGAUAAAGCUCACGACAAAAGUGCGACAAAGUCAGGUGAUGAUCAAAAUGCUACAAAGGAAGGAGAAAUAACUGAAAAGAAUGUUGAAACUUUGGAAGAUGUGGAGUCAAAUUUAAUCGAUGAUAUACCUGAUGACGAUUUAGAAGAUUUCUGAGUAAUAUAUAUGUAUAUAAUAGGUAUUAAUGAUAAGCAUUUAGAAAGGGAAAAAAUGGGAUUUCCCAAAAAACUCAAAUUGGAUAUGGACAUCCCAUACAUUUUAGUUUUCGAAGCAUAAGUUUGUUGAAAGAGAAUAGACCCAGGCAAUUUUAAUACUGUCAUAAUUUUUUGUCAUUUCAUUAAUUUAUUUUAUUUAUAAAGUUCAUUUUGAGUUGUAGUAAUGAAACUCCAUUUUAGUGUUGUUCAAUUUAAUGAUAUAAAUUACAUUACAUUUAGAAUGUACACGAUUUAAUAAAGCAACACUAAUUUAUGUUAAUACCAUACAAUAUUCAUUGUAAUCUUAGUUAUAAGCAAAUUAAAGUAUCAUU
This is a messenger RNA of Bicyclus anynana (squinting bush brown), 2014 nucleotides long. RefSeq lists its product as uncharacterized. The transcript has 7 exons. Bases 253 to 1644 code for a protein of 463 amino acids. Lineage: Eukaryota; Metazoa; Arthropoda; Insecta; Lepidoptera; Nymphalidae. The record is from RefSeq and is a predicted model, not a curated record.